This is a messenger RNA of Dinoponera quadriceps, 2407 nucleotides long. It is a transcript of the gene M6, whose product is annotated as proteolipid protein DM beta. The record is from RefSeq and is a predicted model, not a curated record. Lineage: Eukaryota; Metazoa; Arthropoda; Insecta; Hymenoptera; Formicidae. Gene Ontology annotation, cellular component: plasma membrane. Gene Ontology annotation, biological process: neuron projection development. The transcript has 5 exons. Bases 1118 to 1906 code for a protein of 262 amino acids.
AUAGAUCUUUCAUUAGUUGUAUUUUCUAUAUAAUCUUCGACUCUUCUUUCACACAAAUUUUAAAUCAGUAUUUUGAUUGCUCUUAAUAUAGAAGGUACAACUGAAAGAGACGUGAUUGAGAAAAAAAUGAGAAGGCUCUGUAAUGUACAAAGUAAGAAAAGAGGUGUCUCAAUUAGGCCAUAAACACGAUCAGAAACGCGUAUAAAUGUAAUAACUACAUAUUUUGUUAAGAAUAAUGUAAAUUACAAAGAAAUCACGUUUCGUACGUUUCUCAACGGCUCGAGAAUUUGCGAGGGAAGACAAAUCGCGUUCUUCCUCGGAUCCAACCGAGCCUCCCGUGGACAUAUUCAUUCGUCCGUUAACCGAAGCUCUUGUCAAAUCGGGGUCACAGUCGGUCAUUAUCAUUCCUAUCGACCCCGGCACGUCGUUCCAUUGAAGGGAGCUACGUUUCCAGUGAGCGUUCGCUGCGACGCGCCCUACAAUCCCCCGCGAGGGCAACGAUCCCAUUCACCCAGUCACAUUCGCGUUUGUGUGCACGCCAUAUUGAACCGUUGUUCCCCGUGACCGUUCCCCGCACAAGUCACCUGUCCUUCACAAUCCCCGAGAGACCACUGUCUCUCUCGACAGACAAAAUCGAUAGGAUUGUCAUUCGGGAGGGAGAGAGAUUAUCCGUGGAGCCGGAAGCUGCGUUCACAGGUGGUUGAUUAUAGUUGAUCAGACCCCGUCGGGCUAUUGUCCCGGGGCAUAGCUCCGAUAGGUAGUAAACAAGCGAGUGACGUGACGCGAAGCGUUCUAUCUUCUGAGGAAAAAAAAUCGCGCGACACCGUAAGUUUCUUCAUCCGACGAAUCUCCCAAGUUCGAUCGAAUGUCGGAUCGAGUUCGGUGCAUUUGUGAAUUUGUUCUUUUCUCUUCUGUGAUCAGUGAUAACGCUGAGAACGCGAGUGGAAUAUGUUCUUCGCUGUCGCGCUCGAGCGACGUGCAAUUGCGGUGCGCUAAUUAACAACGCUUUCCUGGGAGCACAGUUGCGAUCGCGGAAUCCGCGACACGAACGGGCGCUGUCCAUUGUUGCUCCGCGAGCGCGUUCCUAACCUCAACCGCGAGAGACGCUCGGACGAAUAUGGGGAACACGUGCAACGAUUGCAUGGCCAGAGUGCCGUACGCGACUCUCAUAGCGACCAUAAUGUGUUGCUUGGGAGUUGGGAUCUUCUGCGGUACUAUGUAUAGAGGUGCUACAUUAUGUGCUCUCAUGAUGGAUCAGGUGUUUCAUCUGCACCUCGGAUGGCUGGACGCGAUGCAGCUGGUGUUCGCGUCAGUCGGAGCCUGCAUGGCGGCAUUGGGAUUCAUGAUCUUGUGCGUCGGGUGUCUCGCAACCGGUGCUACGAGGCAUAAAGUCUAUCGUGCAUGGCGGUCCAGAGUAGGUGGACGUAUUUCUUGUGCUGUUUUUAUGACUAUCAUUUAUAUCCUGCAAUUAGCUUGGCUCCUGAUAUUUGCCUUUCUGGUUAUCACCACGCUGAUAUUUACCAUAUUCUGGGGCCUGUGCAGCAAUCCACGUGUCCAGUCUCUCGACGACUGCAUCGAUUUCACUCAAUUCAGCUUCAUGUUUCCGAAUAACACUCGAAUGCAGGACAUGCAGGUGUGCGGAGCGCAGGAAGUCAAGCUGUUUUGCAAGGACUUCGUGGAGAAAGCCGAAGUGAUGUUCAUUCUGGCGACAGUAGCAUCCAUGCUGGUGAUCUUGAGCCUGAUACACUAUCUCAUGUGCCUGUCGGCCAAUUACGCGCACAUACGCGAUCACGAGAAGUUCCAGGAACUGCAGGAACUGCAGUAUUUGCAAGACGCAGCUGAUCCGGAUUCACCUCAGCCGGGAAUGGGUACCCUAGGCUCUCAUCGCGGCAAAGACAGGUUCUAGGAUACAGCCCGCGAGAUCUUCGCCAUGAAUCCUUUGUAAGGAGCCUCUGUGGUCCCUCUCUCCGUCGCCUUCCGGGACUCACACGGGGAAUCCUUACGCCCGAUUGGAAACCUCUUCCAGGUGGUACUACUUUUCUUCUCUACGUACCUAAAUUCGGUAUUCCGCUCGUCGGUUUAUUACGCCGCGGUAGUUUACUCGAUCAUGGAGGAUCUUGCGGGAACACUCUAUGCCGUCCAUUUUGACUGUCGUCAUUGUAUAAGAGUUUAUUUCGUCUUACUCUAAGCUGACGAAGAGUAACGAGUUUAUUAGAUUCGUCGUACGUAAGAUUUUCGUCUUGACGUAAAGAUCAAGCCGAUCGUUCGCGCAAUUUUGCCCGAAGGUUUUACGUCCACGACACAAUGUCAUUCCGUUAAUUCGCGUAAGGUAAAAAUACCCGAACAUGCAUCUAAAUUUUUACAUUUAUUUAUUGUUUUGGUCAACUACGAAUAUAUAAAUUUUCGA